CGCAUCACUUCGCAUUUAGGAGAAGAAAGAUUACCCCUUUCUGAGCAGUGUAGUGUCGAGCACGGCUGCGCCUUCCUCCAAGUUCCCCGUGCCUUCCCCAGGACCUCUCCGAAUCGCGCUAGCUUAAUCGAUAGCUGGCAUAAAAUUGUCGUCUGUGCACGCAAGCUCCACGGCUCGCUGCUGGCCGAGUCAUCCAUCGUUCUCUCACAUCCUCUACCCUUGAGACUAUCAAUCCCGACCGGCGACUUUCGUUAACACCAAUUGCCACCUGUAGACCUGUGCCAACGCCUUCACCAUGGCGACGGUAACCGAACAGGUCGGAGAGGUCCUCCUAGGUACCACUGAUGCGCCUCAAUUGUCUGCCAUCAUGCGCCACACCUUCUUCAAACACGCCAAAAAGGACGAGAAGGAUGAAUACGUCUUGGAAGAGAAGGAUUUCAUCGACGCAGUCGCACCCGAGAGCGAGGAUUACCACAAGAUCAAGCGAUACCAGUACGGUAUUUUGUUCUACGUCGCAGACCGCGACCAGAAGGGCAAGGUGACCCUCCAGGACUGGGCCGUGUUCCAGAACCUGCUUGCCAAACCAGACGCGGAAUACGAAGUCAUCUUCCGCUUCUUCGACCGCGAUCGCUCCGGCUACAUUGACUUUGACGAGUUCUAUGAGACAUGGAAGGCACACAAGGGCGAGGAUAGCCUGCCGUUCAACUGGAGCGGGGACUGGGCGACGCUGUACAUCGGAUCCAAGAACAAGCGGCACAUCAUGACGUACCCGCAGUUCGCGCAAAUGCUUCGCGGAUUGCAGGGAGAGCGUGUUCGACAGGCAUUCGUGCAUUUCGACCGCAACAAAGAUGGAUUCAUUGAGCCUGAGGAGUUUCAGCGCAUCAUACGUGAGACGGCAGCUCACAAGCUGUCUGAUUACCUCCUCGACAACCUUCCCACACUAUGCAACAUCGCGACCGGCAGCAAGAUCUCGUAUGCCAACGUGCGCGCCUUCCAGAACAUUAUCCAGCAGAUGGACAUGGUGGAGCUGAUCAUCCGAAAUGCAACGAUCAAGAGCGCCGACGGCAAGAUUACCCGUACAGACUUCCUCAAUGAAGCCUCCAGAAUCAGUCGCUUCAACCUAUACACGCCAAUGGAGGCCGACAUUCUCUUUCACUUUGCUGGUCUGGACGAGCCGUCGGGGCGACUGGGCCUACGGGACUUCGCUCGUGUACUGGACCCUUCAUGGCACACCGCAUACACUCUCGGCGCCGACGCUAUCUCAGAUGCCGGCCAGAAAGCUUUCGCUGGCUCAAAGUCCUUCCUGCACGAUGUCUUGGAGUCGGUGCAUCACUUUGCGCUCGGUUCGCUUGCAGGAGCGUUCGGUGCAUUCAUGGUGUACCCGAUCGAUCUCGUCAAGACGCGUAUGCAGAACCAGAGAAGCUCGGGGGUUGGCCAGGUUCUCUACAAGAACUCUCUGGACUGUGCGAAGAAGGUUAUCAGAAACGAGGGUUUCAAGGGUUUGUACUCUGGUGUUCUGCCCCAGUUGGUGGGUGUUGCGCCUGAGAAGGCCAUCAAGCUGACGGUGAACGACUUGGUGCGCGGAAAAUUCACAGAAAAGUCCACAGGCAACAUCUGGUGGGGUUGGGAACUUAUAGCAGGUGGCUCAGCUGGUGCCUGCCAAGUGGUCUUCACCAACCCUCUUGAAAUCGUCAAGAUUAGAUUGCAAGUGCAGGGCGAGCUCGCAAAGUCUGCAGAUGUACCGAGGCGAUCAGCCAUGUGGAUUGUGCGCAACCUGGGUCUUGUUGGCUUGUACAAGGGUGCCAGCGCGUGCUUGCUUCGCGAUGUGCCUUUCUCGGCAAUCUACUUCCCCGCGUACAGCCAUCUGAAGAGGGACUUUUUCGGCGAAAGCCCGCAAAAGUCGCUCGGUGUGCUACAAAUGCUCACGGCAGGUGCCAUUGCUGGUAUGCCUGCAGCAUACCUGACGACGCCGUGCGACGUGAUCAAGACCAGACUGCAGGUCGAGGCGCGAAAGGGCGAGGCUACAUAUACCGGCCUUCGGCACGCGGCGUCGACGAUCUACCAGCAGGAAGGCUUCAAGGCCUUUUUCAAGGGUGGACCGGCCCGUAUUAUGCGAUCAUCUCCGCAGUUCGGCUUCACCCUUGCCGGCUACGAGCUUCUGCAGCGAACGUUCCCCUUGCCGGGCUCACAGACGAGCGAAGGCCCCAGCGGCCAUGUCGAGCCUGGUGUGGGGCUUGCAGAAGCGAAGGCGCCGUUGCCGUAUCUGCGCAGUCGCAACGCGCUCAAGGUGAUUCUCGACCUGGACGAGAACUUUGGACGGCCUCGGCUGCCCCAGGGCUCAAAGUUUACAGGCAUACCCGGAUUCGGCGGGAAGACGCAAGAGUCGUGAUUGCCUGCACGAGCGGUGAGGGGUGCAGCAGAGGGGUAAAAUGGCAUUGGACGAAUUUCUCGCAUGAGGGUUGCAUCUGGCGUGGUUGUGCGUUAUGCAUGAGCCAAUUGUUUUGUCGUUGUCAUUCAGCGCAUCAGCCGCAACUAGGUGGGGGUCGGGGCUGCGCCCAGCGUUACAUGCAUACACAUAGAGGUCGGUGGUCAUCCUGGCGAGGCGCAGGGUGCAGACCUGUACGAUAGGGACAGAGUUCGCCAACGGUCUUGUCCAGUCCAACGGUCGCAGAGGGUAAUACGCGCAUUGCAUCCAUGUCUCAUACGUCCAGAGAAGCUCGAUCCGGAGGCAGGUGUGAAAACAGGUAGACGGGGCGGCUUAAUAUAUUCGACCUAUUCUUACU
Messenger RNA from Paraphaeosphaeria sporulosa, 2783 nucleotides. Its product is annotated as calcium-binding mitochondrial carrier protein-like protein Aralar1. NCBI's taxonomy places the organism in Eukaryota, Fungi, Ascomycota, Dothideomycetes, Pleosporales, Didymosphaeriaceae. The record is from RefSeq and is a predicted model, not a curated record. Bases 296 to 2389 code for a protein of 697 amino acids. The transcript has 5 exons. Gene Ontology annotation, biological process: L-glutamate transmembrane transport; aspartate transmembrane transport; malate-aspartate shuttle. Gene Ontology annotation, molecular function: L-aspartate transmembrane transporter activity; calcium ion binding; L-glutamate transmembrane transporter activity.